This is a messenger RNA of Cetraspora pellucida, 1707 nucleotides long. The record is from the annotation of a GenBank genome assembly. NCBI's taxonomy places the organism in Eukaryota, Fungi, Glomeromycota, Glomeromycetes, Diversisporales, Gigasporaceae.
AUGGACGGUGAACGUAGAAAAGAAGAAUUGGCAAAGAAGAGGCAAAAGCUUGCUGAGCUUAGGCGUGCAAGAGAAGAGCGCAAGCAAGUCUUUAGUAAUAAUACUGACCCUAAGCCCACCGAUUUGGAAAGGGAUCGCAAGGAAAAGGAGAUGAUAGAGGUAGAUAAUCUUGUCAAAGCGUUACUAGCAGAUAAAACUGUACGUCCCGGAACUCCAUCUAAUCCGGAAGAUUCUGAUGGUUCUGAUAAAGGCAAAACUGAAAGGGGAAGGAAUUUCUCUCUUUCUAUGCAUUCUCAACAUUCACAAUACUCUCCAAGUACCUCGGUUCCUCAAAGCCCUCAAAUACCAAAUCUCACUACUCGUUAUAUUCCUGAUUUCUCAUCGUUCGAUGCUGUUAUAUUAGAUAUUGCUCCAAAGGAAAUCGUUUUAUAUAGUAAAGAAGUACAGACUUCUGAAAACUCUUUUGGUCCUCCACCACCUUCAGAAGACGAAAUCCGUUCAAAAAUUGUAAAAGAAUUAGAAGAAAUUGAAAGACAGGAACGACAAGCUCAAGAGGAACAACGAGCGAGAUUAGAGGCUGAAAAGAAAAAAAAUCAAAAAGAUAAAAAUAUAACUGAUGAGGAAAGGAAGAAAAUCGUCAAUUCUGCUGACUUUGCUGAUUUUAUUGAUCAUACUACCAAAAUUGUUGAGAGAGCUCUUAAUGAAAAUUAUGACUUUAUGAAAGAUUAUAGUAUUAGUAAGGAUGUAGAAAGUGAUGAGAAAACUGGAAAUCGUGUCAAAUACAUGUGCUCAUUUUUUGAUGACAAAUGGAGUAAAAAUCGUUCUGUCACUGAUGUUAAUUGGUCGAAAAAAAAUCCUGAACUUGUUGUUGCUUCGUAUAAUAAAAAUCCAAUUGCUAUGAAUGAACCAGAUGGUGCUGUUUUAGUGUGGAAUUUACGAUUACUUGAACGUCCAGAAUUCGUUUUCCAUUCACAGUCGGAUGUACUUACUGUUGCAUUCUCAGAUUUUCAUCCAAAAUAUGUUAUUGGUGGUACUUAUUCUGGGCAAAUAGUGCUAUGGGAUAUGAGAGCAAAAUCUUUACCUGUUGUCAAAACUCCUCUUUCUGCUAAUGGUCAUACCCAUCCUGUUUAUUCGAUGCAAAUGGUGGGUACUCAAAAUGCUCACAAUCUCAUCACUGCAAGUACGGACGGUUUAGUAUGUUCUUGGGAAUUAGACAAAUUAAUUGAACCUCAGGAACAUUUAGAAUUGGUACAUUCUGGACAUCAUAAAACUGAUGAGGUUUCAGUUACUGCUCUUGGUUUCCCAGACAAUGAAACUGCCGCUUUCUGGGUUGGAACAGAAGAGGGUGUUGUUUAUCAAGCUAAUCGAUAUGGUGGCGCUAGGGGCAAAGCUGGCAUUAAUCAAUAUGAUACUUACAGAGGUCAUUGGGGUCCAAUUACUGGUCUUCACUUUCAUCCUCUUUUUGGUCCAGUCGACUUCUCUGACUUGUUUUUGACAUCUUCCGUUGAUUGGACUGUGAAAUUAUGGAGAGCAAAAUCCGUUUCAAAACCAUCAACAUCACCGCAAGUCAUUUCUCCAUUACAUUCUUUUGAAGGAUCAGACGAUUAUGUUUAUGAUGUAAAAUGGUCACCUUGUCAUCCAGCAUUGUUUGCCUCAGUUGAUGGUACAGGAAAAUUCUCUAUAUGGAAUUUGAAUGUUGAUACUGAG